Ruditapes philippinarum (Manila clam) is the source of this 1775-nucleotide messenger RNA. RefSeq names its product myomodulin neuropeptides 1-like. The record is from RefSeq and is a predicted model, not a curated record. The transcript is spliced from 2 exons. NCBI's taxonomy places the organism in Eukaryota, Metazoa, Mollusca, Bivalvia, Venerida, Veneridae. Bases 355 to 1245 code for a protein of 296 amino acids.
GAACGGAACGGAAACGACCACAGAAUUGAUUUCCGGUAUGCGAGCGUUUAUUUGAAAAGUAAAGAGUGCAUUCUAAUGCUAUAAGGCGUGACUUCGUGUGGGAGAAAAGACCGGGCAAGCCGAAUACGUCACAGCUUCGGUAAUUUAAGCUCUGCAGAAUUUCGUGAAGGACGGAGAGCUAAUAAGAUAAAAGACCGGAUCGCAUUUUAUUUUACAGCAGAACUUGUGGACAUUGGUUUCGGUUAGGUUUAAAAUUUCAGACUUCUCUGAUACUUGUGGAAAAAAAUAACAAUUCGUAUGAGAUUUCGAUAUUUACAAUAAACAGUUACUUAGUUUUUUAGAGACAGACGAACAAUGUAUUACAGAAUUUCACUAGCAGUUGUUUUAUUAAGUUUAUAUACUGCAUCAGGAACCGAAGAGAUAUCCAACUCAGAAUCUACAAAUGACGAGUCCUUUAGCAGAGUACGACGAGGGGGUUUCAGCAUGCUUAGACUGGGCCGUGGUUUACAAAUGCUACGACUUGGUAAAAGAGCUUUACCUAUGCUGAGAAUGGGUAGAUCCGGUGCAGACUCUUUAUCUGACGAAGAUUUACAAUAUCUGUUCAGCUUAAUGAGAAACAACAGACAGGUACCCCUGCCUCGUUAUGGAAAAGACCUUGCCCUUCAGUAUAUGUUAAUGAAUGCUUUAAAAAACGCUGAAUUAGGUGAAUAUGACGAUGACAUUGAAUCACCUUAUGGAUUUGGUUACGAUCUUGAAUCUGCUCCCGAAAGACAAAUUCGUCCAGCACCCCGCCCCGGUAAAUACCGAUACAGACGCUCAGCCGACAAAAUGCCAACCGGAAGUGACGACAAAUCAUACGCCGAUGAUAAACAAGUUUACGACUACAUUCCUGAGGCUGAUGAACUAUAUGAUGAUGACCUUUCUGUGAGAGUUGCUCCCCUUAUGAGAUACGGUAAAGAUCACGAGAAUCAAUACGGUUAUGAUAAUGAAGUAGACAAAAGAGCCAUGCGUAUGUUACGCUUAGGAAGAGGAAUGAGAAUGCUUAGAUUAGGAAAGCGUCCAAUGGACUCCGAUAUGUCUGAAGAGGUUACGGAAGCUGAUAAACGAGCGUUGCGACUACUCAGAUUAGGAAAGCGUCCACGAUUUGCUAUGUUGCGCAUGGGCAGAGGCGGUGAUAUGGAUGAGGAAAAACGAGCAUUAAGAUUACUCAGACUGGGCAAGAAGUCCGAAACUGAAGAAUCGUGAUAGACUAGCAAAUAAGAACUGCGUUCAUUAAAUUACUCUAUAAUUUUUACCUAAAUUCAUUUAUUUUUUAUGGUGACAAAUGAAAAUGAUCAUGUGUAAAAAUGAGAUAGCCAUUUGGUAAACUGUGCGUACGCAUUUGUGAUAAUACGAUACAACAAUAACAUUUUUAUUCUACAAUAGAAAUAUAUUUCACUGGAAAAUUUUUCAUUAAACAAACAAACACGAAACUAAACUGUUAAUGUUCUUAAUGCAAACUCGGGUUCUUGAGUGACGUUUACAAAUGAGAGGUCAAAUUGACUUUUGGGACUGAGUGGGAUUUGUGAGGACUUACGAGUAGACAAUUGCGUCACAAAUGUACAGUCUAAAUAAAAGCGGAAAAUGGUAAUUUCUCUAAGAAAAACUGCUGCGAAAUAGUACAAAUUUGUAUUUGACAGUAUGUUAUAUUUUGUUCAUGUUGGUUAAAUUCUUUAUUCAUGCAAAGUCUAUAUAUAACUCUAUUGUGUUUGAUAUACAAUAAAAACUUGAUAUCA